AUGCCAGUCACCAUCGGUCACGCCCUGCCAUCCGGCAACCCCGCAACCCCGCAACUCGCAGCGGCGCUGGAGGCCAACGAAGAGUUACCGCCGGCGGGUCUCUCCACCAAUCCCAGCCCGUCCAGCGAGAGCGGAAGCGCCCGCUCCUUCAAGCCCGUCCGCACGAAGGAGCCGCGCAAGUCUUCCUCCUCCGGCGCCUCCUCGUCGUCGCGCGCGUCGCGCGCCUCGCAGCCAGGCAGCCUCCGCGUGCCCAAGUCGCCUCGCUCAAACACCUCCUCCUCCUCCCCCGACCAGCCUACUACUACUAACGCCGUAGACCAAUCCAGUACCCGCGAACAGUCCGCGCGUGCUAGCGGCUCGCAAAGCGGCGGCUCCCGCCGGUCGCGCCAUAAGGCGAACUCUUCCGCGGACUCGCUGUCAAGCGCUUCCGCCGUCACCACGGCGUCGGACGAUGGCGCGGGCGACGCGGCAGAAUUAGCAGCAGCACCCGCGGAACCGCCUUCCACCGCCGCCACGUCCGCGCCUUCCGCCUCCACGCGCAAAAGCGCGGCUGCGAGAAAGGAGCGGGCGGCGCCGCCGGAGGGGGACGAGGAGGGUGGGAACGAGGGAGAGGGGGAGGAAGCGGGCGCUGGAGAGCGGGAGGGGGAAGGGGAAGAGGAGGAGGAGGAGGACGAGGCGCCGGCUUUGCAGCGCGUGCAACGAUCCACCACGGCUCCGCAUUACGAGCGCGUUAAAGGCGCCGCGGGCGCGGACGAGCCGCGGCCGAUGCGCGUGAGCACGAGCUACGACGCGCGGGGCAAGCGAGGGCUGUUACUUUCGCCGAACACACAUCGCGUGGUUUCGUUCGCCAGCGACGUGAAGCUUCCUGAAGGGUUCGAGGGCGAGGAUGCGGAAGCGUUUAGCCGCAACAGCACUGGCGGGUUGAUGGGGUAUCAGCAGGUUGGGGGUUUGCCGCGCCCGUUAUCGGCACCUUCGUUAAUGGCGCAACUGAACUCGAUGCUGACGCCGUCAAGGUCUGUGGGGAGUUUCACGGAGAGCGUUGGCGUCAGCGGAAUCGCGGUGUACGUGGGGCCCAAGAUGCAACUGUUUCGCGUGACCAGGGCGCUGCUCAUGAAGAUCCCCUUCUUCCGCAAGCAGCUGGAGACCACAGCGCCAGAUGGCAAGCUGCAGACACCAGAGCACGCAUCAGAGGACGAGGAGCUGUCGUUCAUGCUGGACUGCGAUGAAGCCACCUUCUCCCGCGUCCUCACCGUCGUGCAGUACCACAGUCUGGAGGCCUUGCCAUGGAUGAAUGACGAAGACUUUUACCGCCUGCGCUCGGAGCUCGACUUCCUCGGCAUCACUCUGCCGCCCGGCUCGCCCUGGCACCACCUCCCCUGGAAGGACGAGCGCAAGGCCGCCGCCGCCUCCGCCGCUGCUGCCGCCGCCGCCGCCGCUUCUGGCAUUCUCAACCCCGCUGCUGCGGCUCUCGCCGCUGGGUACACGUCUAGUUCGGAUACGGACGAGAUUAGGGAGGUGCGCGGUGGGGCGGCAACGGCGGGGGGAAUGGCUGGAGGGCUGGCGGGAAUGAUGGGGGCGAUGGUGGGCGGGGGGAUGGGAGUUGGGGGAGGAGUGGGAGGCAUGGGAGGAGCGGGAGCAGGAGCGGGAAUGGGAGGGGGAGCUGGAGUGGGGGGGAAGGGGUUUGGGACGGGAAGGGCGUCGCUGAUCAGUGCGCGAUCCAUGGUGCGGCGCAGUGUGGUGGUGGGGGGUGCGGGGCAUGAGACGCCUCCGGGAGUGGGAGGGGCGGCAGGAGGAGGCGCAGGAGCAGGCGGGGCGAAAUCGCUGGUGGAGGAAGACAGGCUGGACGUGGUGUACCGGCACGGCAGCGACACAGCAGCGGCGUGCACGUGCUUUGGCACCAAGGAGGCGGACGGCCACUCGCACUGGGUGGUGUCUCUCUUCCACGGCCACGUCUUCUGCGCCUUCUGUGGCCGUGCCCCCGCGUGGCAUCCAAAGCUCUUUGCCGAUGUCUUCCUGCUCGCCGCCCUCCCUCCCGCUCCUACCCAGAGGGGAGCGAAUGCGUUUGUGGGAGGGUGGUACUACCACGGCCGCUCCAGCACUCGCCUCGUGAAGCUGCACUGCGUGGCCGGCGCCAGCUGCACCGCCUGCAGAGCUAGCAUCUGGGGAGUAAGCAUCGAGCACAAGCAUGCCUUCUGUCUACAGUGCAAAGCUACACCCACCAAGCCAGCUAUCAUAGCGAAACUCUUUGUGGAAGCAUUGUGUCAGCCCAAGUAG
This is a messenger RNA of Closterium sp. NIES-65, 2274 nucleotides long. Lineage: Eukaryota; Viridiplantae; Streptophyta; Zygnematophyceae; Desmidiales; Closteriaceae. The record is from the annotation of a GenBank genome assembly.